CUAUUAUAUUCGUUAUAUUAUAUGACACAAAGAGCCACAUUUAAAAUAAGUCCGCGAAACCGAUGGUUUAAAACCCAUGUGAACUGCAUUACCCAGAAUGCAUCAACUGAUUUGUCGGUUUGUUUUACUCUCGCGGGCUUUGUUUUGAUAUGGCGGCAGGCUUCGAAACUUUUGUCUGUUAUGGUUCUGUAAGGCUCGCUAUCGCUCCAGUAACACUGCUUUUCGCUCAUGUUACAGGGAGCCGCUGCUUGAGUCAGUGCGGUCAACAUGUCAUCUCCAGCCGGGCCUCACUUCUCCCAGGCGGACUUCUUGGCGCGGUGGAUGCCAAGUAGCACCAGAGCCGGGGUUAUCCUCAACCCCUGUCUGGACUUGGCUGGCUCUUUCCGGAACACCACUGCUGUGGAAUCCCCGUCCCUGAAGCCAGACGACUCCUUUGCCUCAGACUUCAGCCCUCUGCCCGCCUCCGCAGACAGCAGCUGCGUCGGUGUGGAUGGAUAUGGCCGAUUACCAGGAGGAGAGAUGCCAGUGAGCGGCCUGUCCCCUGAGUCCCCGAGAAAUUUAGAUGGAGAGCUGGACAGUUUGGAUGAGAUGGCAAGCAAGUCCGAGGAUCUGCCUGUUAGGAUGAAGCUGGAACAGUUGAGACAGUGGCAGCAGCACAUGCAGGAACAGCUUAAAUCCCAUCAGCUGGAGGAGCUGCUGCGUCUGCAGGAGGAGCAGCAGAGGCUGCUGGGAAUGAUGAAUGGAUCACAGGACUGCACAGGAGGCAUGUGGAACUCCAGAGAAGAUGAUCAGGAUCAGAGUGUCGACACCAGCCAUUCUCAUGAGCAUGAUGACAUGGUUAUACCAAGCAGUGGUGUUGGUUUGACUGAAGACAACAACAGAAAAAAAGAUGCAGUCUCUGACAGACCUAUUGAGGGUCAGAAGAAGACAUUUGAGGAGUUGUUGGAGGAGCAGCUGAGGCUGGAGGAGCAGAGGCUGAAGUCUGCCCAGCAACAGCAGGGCCAAGAUGGAGCUAAAGCAGUUGCCAAGCGGACCUUUCUGAAGCGAGGCGAGGGUCUCUCAAGAUUCACCAACAAUCGUAAAGCCUCGUUGCCAAAAACAGAGGUGAAAAAGGACCCGAAACCACAAGUCCAGGCCAGAGGAAUGUCUCGCAGCAACUCAGAGCCUGCAUCUAUCCAGAGAGGGAGCACAAAUGCUGUCCAGCGGCUUCCUGUCCAACGGAAAACUGCCACACUCAACAAGGAGAACCGGCAGAGAGGUCUCAUUUCGCCACCCCAGGAUAUUAGAGUUGAGAGUAAGACAGCUUGGACAAGAGUUUUGGGAAGUCAUCAAAGGCAGAACACAGAAGGAUCAGAGCUGAUUCAAACUGACCCAGGGGGUGGGCAAACCAAACAACAUCAACUGGGGCAAGUAAAGGAGCAGAAUAACAAGAAAGCGGCCCAGUCAGCUCAGGCUGCAAGGAACCCUUGUUACAACACACAGCCCAACCCUGUGACCAAACAGGUGGGCAUGGGAAGAGGGCCAGAGAGGGUUGAAAAUGAUGCAGCUAAAGAGUCAAGAGUUCCACUGGAUUCGUUUGAGUCGUCAUUCCAGGAGAAGCUCCGGCGCUGGGAAUGUGACCGGCAGUUGGAAAGCAUGGAGCUGGGAGAGUUUGAGCUUCUGGAGCAAGCUGCCGAGGAGCUGUCAUUCUCAUCCAACUCCUCCUUUGUCAUGAAGGUUCUUCAGAUGGACCGGCUGCAGCCUGCCAGGGGGCACCACCCACGGCGGCUCUCCUCCACCCCUAUUAAGUCACCUCCUAAAGUUUCACUUCAGAGGUGCAGUAGUGUUGGUAGUAUUGGUGAUUUGGCAUGUAAAAGCAGUUCCAUGAACUCAGAAGCAUUUGUGAUGAAGAUCAGAGACAAUACACAUAAUAACAAAGUGAGCAUUGGUGAUAAGAACGAACAGGACAGUGGGAGAGAAGUCGAGCACCUGAACUCUGAUCUGUCCUCUUUAAGUGGUUCGGAAUCUGAAGACCAGGAAGUGGCGGUUAAGCCACAUUUGUAUCUCAGAACUCGUUGCUUUCCUGCACAGACUAACCCGCCAUACGACAAGCGGUCAUAUCAGGAUGAGGACAGUUUCAGGGAUUCAGCUUCAGAUGUGACAGGAGUUGAUGAAAAGGACAAUGACAGCAUCCUCAGCGCAGCUGACGAGUCCACUCUGCUAGAGGACAAAGAUGGGCAGCAGGGUAGAGUCGUGUUUGAUGACAAUGACACGUGGAAUGACCUGGAGGACACUGUCGGCAAAGCCAGUAACAGUAGAGGAGCUUAUUCAGUUUCGAAAGCAACAGCCAGCGGAAUCUCACCACCAGAGCGAACUCUAUCGAGGAAGGUGGCAACAAGCAAAGUUGUGGAGCUGGAUAAGGGCACAAAUAUUGUCUCAGCUAAUCAGGAGCCAGAUGUUCCUCCUCCUGCCUCCCAGCUCAUGACAAGAUUGUUCCCCUCCCUGAAGCCGAAGACCCAGAGUGCACCUCUUCCACCGCCUGCUGCUCCGCUUGCUCCUGAGUCCAAAAAACCAGAGGUGGAGACAGGCCAGCAGGUCCAGUCUACACGGCUGAGGGAGAGACUGGUUGAGCUUGAGAUUGAGAUCGAGAGAUUUAAGAAGGAGAAUGAUGCGCUUGCCAAACUCAGACAGGAGAAUGAGAAAAAACAGGAAAAUCUCAGGAAAGAGCUUUUGGAGUUUGAGCAGAUGAAAGCAGAGGAGCUGGCCAAGUUUGAGGAGUACAAGAAGGAGGAGAACAGGAAGCUGCAGAAGGAGCGCAAGCUGUUUGAGAAGCAUGCGUCAGCCGCCAGAGCCAUCCCCGACAAGAAGGAACGAGAAGAGAUCCAGGCGUUGAAGCAGCAGCUGCUCUCCCUGCAGGAGGAGGUGAGGGGGAAGGAAAGUCGCUGGGCCUCCACACAGAGCCGUCUGAGGCAACAGAUCGACUCCCUCAGGCAGGAGAACUCUUCUCUCCGAGGCGAGAUUCAAAUGAUGGAAAAGCUCCGCAUCAGUGCCUGGAAGAAAAACCCUCUCAGUGCAGAGAAGGACAAAGAACCCAAAGACAGUCCAAGAAUGUUUGAGAACAAUUUGUCAGCUGUGACCAAAGGAGUAAAAUUCGCUAGUCCACUUGACUCCAGAGGAUGCAGCACAAUCAGCAGCAGCGCUCCACAGAGCAGCACUGCUGCAGCCACGAGAAGAGGCUCCAGGGAGAACAGUCAGGCUGCUUCAGCAGGGAUAAAGAGCAGCCUGAGGAGGCCAGGCUCCUUCUCCUCAGCCUCCUCUUCAUCCUCAUUGCCUGACAGGAGGACAGAGGAGAAGUCGACACCCGCCAGCAAGAGUCAGAACAAAUCUCCAAACCAAGAACACCCACACAGCUGCUCUCCGAAAAGCGAUUCUCCGCCAAAAGAACCAGCAUGCAGUGAGACUGAAGAGGCAGAAGCAGCUCAGGAGGUUAUCACUCAUCCUGAUGGGAAGAUAGAGAAGGUUCUGGCUGGCGGUGAUCGUCUUAUUACCUUCCCCAACGGGACCAGGAAGGAGGUGUCAGCAGACGGACUGACGGUCAAAGUCACCUUCUUCAACGGAGACACCAAGCAGAUCACAGCUGACCAGAGAGUGAUCUACUACUACGCUGAAGCCCAGACGACACACAUCACCUACCCAGAUGGGAUGGAGGUGCUGCACUUCCCCAACAACCAGACAGAAAAGCAUUUCUCAGACGGCCGUAAGGAAAUCACCUUCCCAGACCAGACAGUCAAGAACCUGUUUCCCAACGGCAGAGAGGAGAGCGUGCUGACAGACGGCACCAUCAUACAGGUCAACCCGGACGGCACCAAGGAGAUCCUUUUCAACACAGGCCAGAAGGAGAUCCACACGGCCGACUACAAGAGGAGGGAGUAUCCAGACGGCACCGUGAAGACAGUCUAUGCCGACGGCAAGCAGGAGACGCGCUACCCCAACGGACGGCUCAGGAUCAAAGACAAAGAUGGCAACGUCAUCGUGGACAACAGAGCGUAGAGACACCGUGUCUCACAGCAAAUUAAAGGUUUCAGGAUCCUAAGGCUGAUCUCUGAACUAUGAUUUCCAAAGACUUGCAUAAAGUCUCAAACAAGUCAGACUAGAAUCACGUGUCUCUCUUGCUCCCCUUUAAUGUUAUCACCUGUGUUGGUAUGCAGGGCUUUUAAAAUCACUCUCUAGAUGGACACAUCUCCACUGCUACACCUACAUUACGUCCAUCUGUAUGGCAGCUGAUGUGUCAUUAACACCUUUUUAGAUUACAUUCAGUGAAACACGUCACGUCUCCUUGACAUUUGGAAAAAUUUAAAAUGCAAUUCUGUUCACUUAAAUUAUUUACUCGUUUAUGUUUAUUUGCACAUUACCACCACCGAGUUACGAAUUGAGUUAUGCCAAAUAGUUGCAGACAGAACAGAGCGCUGCAGGGCUACUAGUGGUUAAAAACUCCACAUGGACGUUCAGACUUCUUACAUAUAUUCUCGUGCACAAGUCGCACAGCCAUAAAUGAAAUGUAAGCAGUGUAUCAACAAACGCAGGACUGCUGACACAUUAACAUGGAUGUAAACAAUAUGGAUCUCAAACUGGCUUCACAAUGUUUUAUGAGGAAGGAAAUGCAUUCAUUAUAUUCACUUCACUUCAAAGACACAAACAAAAUUUUUCCUGAACAAAAACUUUGCAAGAAAACUCAACGAGGCACCUUUAAUGUAUCUAAGGGUUGUAGGAUUGUUUCAGGUCUUAAAAGGUGUUUAACUUUUGCAAUGAUGUCCCUUCUUUAUUCUGUUUGACAGUGUUUGUAGCAGGAUGUUUUAGCACAUUACCAACCACCAGACCUCAUUCCGUCCUACUGUUUAAAUGUUCACAUAUUCAAUGUUUACAUUUUCAGUGAAGACCGGGGAGGAGAAAUGCUGAACAGAAACAAAAUGUCACCUGUGCAGCUGUGUUUUUCUGUUCUAAGUGUUUGUUUACAACUAUUUUAAUUUGUAAAAAUGUUAAAUACAUAUUUAUUUUCUUAGCUGACUGUAAUUUUUUUGUAAAAUAAAUUUUAACCUUUUUUCACACACUGAA
Molecule: messenger RNA, 5091 nt
Organism: Acanthopagrus latus (yellowfin seabream)
Lineage: Eukaryota; Metazoa; Chordata; Actinopteri; Spariformes; Sparidae
Gene: cpap
Product: centromere protein J
Exons: 18
Coding region: 268-4029 (1253 amino acids)
Biological process (GO): centriole elongation; cilium assembly
Cellular component (GO): centriole; nucleus; centrosome
Molecular function (GO): tubulin binding
Source: RefSeq, a predicted model, not a curated record